AUGUCAACUACCUUUCCAGGUCUCGUCCACGAUGCAGAGAUACGUCAUGACGGAUCAAACAGUUACCGUUUGAUGCAGCUUGGAUGCCUGGAAUCUGUGGCCAACUCGACCGUCGCCUAUUCCUCCUCAUCUCCUCUCACUUACUCUACCACGGGCACCGAGUUCGCCUCCCCGUACUUCUCCACUAACCACCAGUACACCCCACUGCACCACCAGUCCUUCCACUACGAGUUCCAACACAGCCACCCGGCAGUCAACCCCGACGCUUACUCCUUGAACUCUCUCCAUCACUCCCAGCAAUAUUACCAGCAGAUUCACCAUGGGGAACCCACUGAUUUUAUCAACCUGCACAAUGCGCGGGCGCUUAAGUCCUCUUGCUUGGAUGAGCAGAGGAGAGAGCUGGGGUGCUUAGAUGCUUACCGCCGCCACGACCUGUCUCUUAUGAGCCAUGGAUCCCAAUAUGGGAUGCAUCCAGAUCAAAGACUCCUGCCAGGACCAAGCCUCGGGCUUGCAGCCUCGGGAGCAGACGAUUUGCAGAGCUCAGUGGAGGCCCAGUGUGGACUGGUACUGAACGGGCAAGGAGGUGUGAUAAGAAGAGGUGGCACCUGUGUUGUUAACCCCACCGACCUGUUCUGCUCUGUUCCUGGUCGCUUAUCUCUACUCAGCUCCACUUCAAAGUACAAAGUGACCAUUGCAGAGGUGAAGAGGCGCCUUUCCCCACCAGAAUGCCUCAAUGCUUCCCUCUUAGGAGGUAUUUUGAGAAGAGCAAAAUCCAAGAAUGGAGGACGCUGCUUGCGAGAAAAAUUAGACAGACUGGGACUGAAUUUGCCUGCAGGAAGAAGAAAAGCAGCAAAUGUCACACUCUUGACUUCCUUGGUAGAAGGGGAAGCAUUACAUUUGGCCAGGGAUUUUGGCUACACCUGUGAAACAGAAUUCCCUGCCAAGGCGGUAGGAGAGCACAUUGCAAGACAGCACAUGGAACAGAAAGAGCAGACAGCAAGGAAAAAGAUGAUCCUAGCGACAAAACAAAUAUGUAAAGAAUUCCAAGACCUUCUAAGUCAAGACAGAUCACCCCUCGGAUCCUCCAGACCGACUCCAAUACUAGACCUCGACAUCCAGAGACAUUUAACACAUUUCAGCUUGAUCACUCACGGUUUUGGAACUCCUGCAAUAUGUGCUGCUCUAAGCACUUUCCAAACUGUUCUCAGUGAAAUGCUGAACUACUUGGAAAAGCACACAUCGCACAAAAACGGAGGAGCAGCAGAAUCCGGCCAAGGACACGGCAACUCAGAGAAAGCCCCCCUGCGGAAAACUUCAGAGGCUGCUGUGAAAGAGGGCAAAACAGAAAAGACAGACUAGCUACAUCAAACAGAAUCUAUUUCAAGAAGAGUCUUGCUGCUGAUAUUUUUUUUAAAUAUAUAUAUCAU
This is a messenger RNA of Chaetura pelagica (chimney swift), 1427 nucleotides long. It is a transcript of the gene TFAP2D, whose product is annotated as transcription factor AP-2 delta (activating enhancer binding protein 2 delta). Bases 1 to 1359 code for a protein of 452 amino acids. The record is from RefSeq and is a predicted model, not a curated record. Gene Ontology annotation, biological process: regulation of cell population proliferation; anatomical structure development; regulation of transcription by RNA polymerase II. Gene Ontology annotation, molecular function: DNA-binding transcription factor activity, RNA polymerase II-specific; RNA polymerase II transcription regulatory region sequence-specific DNA binding. Gene Ontology annotation, cellular component: nucleus. The transcript is spliced from 8 exons. Lineage: Eukaryota; Metazoa; Chordata; Aves; Apodiformes; Apodidae.